Molecule: messenger RNA, 2855 nt
Organism: Arvicanthis niloticus (Nile rat)
Lineage: Eukaryota; Metazoa; Chordata; Mammalia; Rodentia; Muridae
Molecular function (GO): structural molecule activity
Source: RefSeq, a predicted model, not a curated record
GAGGGUAUAUAAGCAGCUUGCCCUGGGCAUUCGAGGGCUCCUCCUGAAAACUAAAAGAGCACUUCUAUAAUAAAGGUUGUUGAGGAGGAUCUGCGUCUUCCUUGCUGGUCGAGUGGGGCAAGACAAGUGGUGCCGAAAUCCAAGAAAGAAAAAAGAAGAAAGAAAAAGGAAGAAAGAAGAAAGAAAAAAAGAAGAAAGAAGAAAAGAAGAAAGAAGAAACCCAGAAAAGAAGAAACCCGAGAACAGGGACCCGAGGAGAAAUUCUUGUGGAUCCAGAACUCUUCACCCUAGAGCAGCGGUACCGGACCAGGAAGAUCCGAUUUGGGUCCCUGAACACCUCACCAGACGCAUUGGACCAUCCCAGGACCAGGAUAAUGUGGGGGACACGCAUGAGGAUCCAGAUGCUGAGUCUACUGCUGUUGGUAACUCAGGGAUUAGCCAUUCAACUAUGGGCGAUAGCCAGAACCUGGCCAGUCCCCAUGCCCAUUCAUAGCAAUUCCCCGGUUCUGCCCACCUUUUUCUCCACCUCUUGUGAGCAAGAUAUGCCUUGCACUAUUCCCACUCAGGAAGCCCCUGCAAAUUAUACGGCCACUAAUUAUACCUUGGCAGGCACCUUAUGUUUCACCCUUAAUAGGAGUGUUGCUCCAUGCAUUUUCCUAGCAUCACGGUAUUUAGUGAAUUGGCUAGAUCCCAUAGAUAUAGGGGGAACAAGCACCAGAGUAUUACACGAAGCUCUAUCAAAGCUGAGCUCCGGUUCUGGCCAGGGUUCGGGAGAGAUGGGUACAAAUUCUAGUUCCUCCCUUAAUAUCACCACCUUGCUUAUGUCUCAAUAUCUAAUUAUACCCUCUGAUGGCAAUUCCACCCAAGACAAUUCCACUAAGCGUAAAGUCCUGCCUAUUUGUCUACCUUACCAAGAUUUUCCCCCUGAUUUUUCCCCUUGCCAGAGUCCUGGUCAUCGGAACACCCAGAUAUCUUCUGGGUUUGAAUUUAGCCCCCCUUUGUUUAAAGCCAAGUAUACCAAUAACUCCAGGAUUGCAACCAGGCCGGGUAACAUCUGGCCCUGGUAUCAAUGGCUGCUCUCUAAUAACAAGGCAGCCUUUACUUCUCUCACCCCAUUUUCUAGGUUGAGAGGGGGCAAUUUCUCAUUAGUUAACAUUAGUGCCACCAGGCACCCCAAUAUGAGUCUAACGGAUAUCAAGAUUAAUGGGCAAUUACGGAAUCUUUCUUACACAGGGGCUCCCGUUUGUAUGAAGCCCCCCUUUUUCUUUAUUCUGAUUAACACCUCGGAGGAGGUGCUAAGUUGCAAUGCUUCUGGGGUUGCCUGCCUGAUGUCUGAGUGCUGGGAUGGGACAAGUACCACAGCGCUGGUGGUACGGUUACCAACCUUUGUACCCAUCCCUGUUGAAGCUGAUCCUGAACAAUUUCCUGUACUUUCCCUGUUGCGCCAUAAGCGUGACUUCGGUAUCACAGCAGCGAUAGUAGCUGCUAUUGUAACAUCUGCCGCUUCGGCCACUACUGCUGCGGUCGCUAUGGCCUCUCAGGUACAGACGGCGGAGACAGUCAAUUCCAUAGUAGAGCAGACAGCUGCUGCACUGACUACCCAGAGAGAAAUUAAUGCCCAUCUUACCUCUGGAAUACUGCUGGCCAACCAGAGCAUUGAUAUAGUCCAACACCAAGUAGAGGAAUUAUUUAGAGUCAUUCAGGCCUCCUGUGUGUACUCCAUGAGAGGCCUCUGUGUCACCCCCCUACAAGCUAACGUUUCUCAGUCUGUCAAUCAAUCCAGGGUGCUGUCGGAAUACCUGCGAGGCAACUGGUCGCUGCAAGCAGAAGAAAUGGUGACCAGAUUGUUUGUUCAGGUCGCCCAGCUGAACGGGACCAGACUACAGCCUCUCUCCCUUAAUGACCUCACCUCCUGGAUAGCCAAAGCCUUUUCCUUUUUUAAAGAGUGGGUGGGAGUCUUUAUCUGGGGAGCCGUGGUGUUGGCCGAUUGCAUCUUUUGCAUGUGCCUUUUAUACAAACUAAAGAGAGACCAUGCCAGGCACAAAACUGUAGUCUACCAAGCCUUGGCUGCUAUCGAGGAUGGUGAACCUCCCCAUGUUUGGCUUGCAACCCUAAAGGAAUUAUGAGCGGGGUUUCAUAGAUACGAGCCCUUGAGGAGUGCUCUACUGGCAGUUUGAGGUGUUCUGUGAGUGGGUACUCGACAGGGAAUGUUCCACGAGUAUGGAUAGAUUUCCCGAAAGUAUGCCUGAUUGCACAAAGGUUUGAUGCCACAAACCUCCUCUCCUGGUGGCGCCCCAGGGCAGAGGCUCCCUUUCCCCGUCAAAAGGCAUCGAGAUGGGUAUGGGAAGUAUUACUCACUGCACGACAAAGAGAAGAAACCCAUUACAAUAUCUCAUUUUGCACAGGGGAUCAGGCCUCUGCUUUCCCUCACUGUACAACUGCACUCAUAGGGCUACUAUCAUGUACCCCGUUCUAUGACUCAGGGUUUGCAAUAAAACAAAAAAGGGAGAGAUGUAGGCCGCCGACCCGACUCGGCCGGUCAAGAUGGCGCCAGCCUUGGCCUCUGGUAUCUACUAGUAAAUAGUGCACUGCGCAUAUGCAUACAUCGAUUCAGUUUGGUGCCAAGCCCCUCCCGAAUGGGGUAUGCUACUGGGGUACCAUGAUCCUGACCAAUCACCCCCUCCUGGGCAGGGUAUGCUAAUGAGGCACUGCAGUUCUGACCAAUCGUGCACCUCCACGUGCUUCUCCCCUCCCCCUCCCCCCCACCCCCAGGGCUGGGGGUAUAUAAGCAGCGUGCCCUGGGCAUUCAAGGUCUCCUGAAAACGAAAAGAGCGCUUCUACAAUAAAGGCUGUUG